CAUCGUUGUGUGUCAAGUACUUAGAAAUCCCCCAAAUCCUUCUCCCCUUCAGACAAAAGUACAAAUAGAAUGUGGAUAAUCCUGCUUUUGGCGGGCUGUGUCGCAGCCGACGCUGAGGCUGAUGCCGCACACCACGCUGUUCAUCUUGGAGCUGCACCUUACGGUCCCGUCGCUGCCCCAUAUUGCGCUAAUGGCGGAUAUUGUGUGCCCCCCUCCCUGUGUGCCCCCUACUAUUUAGAGUCCCUGUAUGAUCCUACUGCCCCCUGUUACCUUGCCCCUUCAACCCCUGGGGUCUGCUGUCCUCCGAAAAAGGCCUCAUAUGAGAAGAGAGGCCUUCUUAAGCGAGCCACCAACCCUCCUGGAUCUGAAUCUCCUUUGGAGUUUGAUGCAUACACUCUAAACCAUGCUGCAUUUGUUGGUAUCCAAGAAACGAUCUGGGUUACUGAAUUUGAGGGAGAGCUUGAGAGACGCGGAGUAUUUGCUCGUAAAGGAUCUUCAGCGUUUAACCAUUUUGCACUUUUUGAAACUAAACCAAUCACAAGAAAAAUGGCAGAUAUGGCUAUGCACAGCAUCGCUGGGUCCCAGGACUUGGGAAGUCGGUUUUCUCUGACCCCUGACCAAGCAGGAUUUGGUCUUAAUGCCUUCUCCAUUGAAGGAACCAUGAUUGAAGACUCCUGUCCCAAGCCUCCUCAGUGCAAUGCUUACCAUCCAUACAGAAGCUAUGAUGGAACAUGUAACAACUUGGAAAUGCCUCUGUGGGGACAGUCCAAUACACCUUUCCAGAGGACUCUUCUUCCUGCCUACAGUGACGGUGUCUGGCGUCCCAGAGUUGCUAAGUCAGGAGCGCCUCUUCCUUCAGCUCGUCUAGUCUCUAUCAACAUUGUUCCAGAUGUGGAUGCACCUAGCGAGAUUGAUACUCUCAAUGUGAUGCAAUGGGGACAGUUUGUUGAUCAUGAUCUUGCUCACACACCUCUUUUCCGACUAUCCAACAAUGCUACAGGAGUUCAGUGCUGUAUGGAUGAUGGAUCCGCCCCAAUAAGUAAGCUGGUUCUCCAUCCUGAGUGCUUCCCUAUUGAAAUACCUGAGAAUGAUCCUUUCCACUCCAAGUUUGGCCAAAGAUGUAUGCACUUUGUACGAUCAAUGCCAGCACCUCAGUUGGGAUGUACUUUUGGAUAUGGAGAGCAGAUGAACCAGAUCACUCAUCAUUUAGAUGGAAGCAACAUUUACGGCUCUGAUGAGGAGGAUGCCCUGAGUCUUAGGGCAAAGGUUGACGGACUCUUGAGGUUCUACUCCCCAGAUAACAAUAGACAGUUGCUCCCCCAGGAAGAGGGUGAAUCCAAGGAUGAAUGUCUCAUCGAUGAAGACAAGCAGAUGAAAGAGAACCAAAAAUGCUUUAAAGCAGGAGAUUCACGAUCAAACGAGCAGCCAGGACUUGCAGCUUACCAUACCGUCUGGAUCCGAGAACAUAACAGGUUUAUAAUUACAAUAUUAAUGAUAAUAAUAAUAACAAUAAUAAUAAUAAUAAUGAUACAUUUUCAGCAUAUAUCCUACAACGAAUGGCUGCCGCUGAUCCUGAGUCCUGAGUUUAUGGCUGAAUUAAAUAUCCUGCCUGAAACCUAUGGAUACAACGAGAAAUAUGAUUCAAAGGUUACAAUGCUUUCCGUGAGUUGUGUGGUCUGAAGAGGGUUGCGAGUAUCGACUACCUAGUCGACCUUAUUCCAGCCAAGAUUGUCGACAGGCUCAAGCUUAUCUACGACAAUGUCGACGACAUUGACCUUUUCAUCGGAGGGAUCAGUGAACUUCCCGCUCCAGGUUCUUUGGUUGGUCCAACUUUCCAGUGUAUAAUUGGAGAUCAGUUUAAGCGUCUACAGCAGGGAGAUAGGUUUUACUAUGACAGCUCUGCUAACCCUGGCAAGUUCUCUGAGCUCCAGUUGGCUGAGAUAAGAAAGGCCAGUUUGGCCAGAGUACAUUGUGACAAUGGAGAUUAUGUUAAGCAGAUGCAGCCUUUGGCCUUUAGGAAACCAUCAGCUGUAAACCCUCUGGUUCCCUGUGAUGCCAUCAGUAACCCCAAGGUUGAUCUCUACCACUGGAAAGAAGAUCAUUAUGCCCAUGCUCCCCACCACGCUGCCCCACAGCAUGCCUCUUACCAUGCGGCGCCUGCCUACGCCCCUGCGGCUCCAGCCUACGCCCCUGUGCCUACGCCUUAUUCCCCUGCGCCAGCACCAUACGCCCCUACUCCUGCUCCCUAUGUCGCUAGCCCUGCCCCUUAUGUAUCUGGUCCUGGACCCUAUGCCCCUAAUCCUUCUCCUUACAGCCCCUACAACAACCCCUACAACAGUGGCAGUGCUCAGAUCAAACCAUUUGUUCACCAUCAAUAUCAGCAGGGAAAAUAAAUACAUACAGUGAUAA
Molecule: messenger RNA, 2409 nt
Organism: Eurytemora carolleeae
Lineage: Eukaryota; Metazoa; Arthropoda; Copepoda; Calanoida; Temoridae
Product: peroxidase
Biological process (GO): response to oxidative stress
Molecular function (GO): peroxidase activity; heme binding
Source: RefSeq, a predicted model, not a curated record